GUAUGCAAGAAACGAAGAAUUACGUGAUUGGAUAUUUGACCUCAAUGCGACAAUGGAAUGGUACAAUGAAAUAAGAAGAAUAAGUAAUCCCAUAGAGUUUGAAAUCAUAAGUGAUGAAGUUGAGGAAAUUGACUUCCUCAUACAAGAAGCACUAGAUACCCUAAACUGGAAUUCAUUUAUGGUAUCAGUGUACAUAGAAAAAAUGCACUACAUGAUAAAGUGCCUAAAUGAUCGUCUGAAAAUGGCACAAGCAAAUAUUGAACACAUAAUUUCAAUGAUAGAACCCUGGACAAAAAUACCAUUAUAUGAACGUAAAGAUGGGAGAAAGGAAGCACUACUGUACCUAGAAGAUCGACAUAACAGGCUUGAGAAAAGGUACAAUGAAAUAAAGCGUGCAGGAAUUACAAUUCAUGAAAUAAUGGCAACAAAUUACAAUUUAUUCUUUAACAUAGUACCGGAAGAAGAAAAGUUAGAGGAAGAGGAACAAGAAGAGGAGGAGGAAGAAGAAGGCAUAGAAGGAGAAGAAGUACCUCCUACAGAAGAAGCAGCAGGCACAGAAGCACCAGAAGGUCCUGAUGCUCAUGAAGAAGAAGAUGCUGGCGAAGAACCAAAAAGAAAGAAAUCAAAAAAGGUAGUAGAGGAACCCAUUGAGAAAGAUGUGGGGAUAGAGCUACUUGGUGUCAAGGCAGGAAAAACUAAGAAACAGGAACCAGAAUGGAAACUGGAAGAAUUUGCUUUUGAUGAUGAAGAAAAACCACCCGAAGAGGAAGAACCAGUAGUUGAAGUUAAACCAGUUAAAGAGAAGCCAUCGAAAGGAGACCUCAAAAAAAAGAAAAAGAAAUCUGUAGAACUUCCAGCCCCACCAGUCAAGAAGCCAGGUGCAAGAGGACGCCAACCGCCAGAGCCAGAGCCAGAACCAGAGCCAGAAGAAAUAGAGGAGGAAGAAGAACUAGAACUCACAGAAUCAGAAUUGUUCCUGCAACAGAGGAGAGCUGAGAAAUGGGAGCCAUAUGUUGAAUUUGUGGAUGACCUUGUGUUUGAAGGAUUACAGGCAACACUUAUAUGCAGUUUAUCCUUAUUUGUGGACCAGAUGGACCCUGAUUCUGGAGGUGCUCCACUGUUUGCAGUGUCAUUGGUACUCAAAGAACCUGAGCUUAUGUUUAUUCCUUCACUAGAUACUGAUGACCCAGAUGGCUUCUAUAAACUUGUAGAGAGCUUGAUCAAAGAUAUAAUGCGAAUGUCUUUCCUUAUUGAAAGAGUUAGCCAGAAUCCAGAAAAAUUACGUUACAAGCAUGAACUGGAAGCCAAUGAAGAACUCAUAGACAUGAGGCAGGAGAUGAUGUGCCAUGUGCAGCUUGCAAUGGAUGAGGCUAAUGAGUACUGUAAAAAGUUCCAAGAAUAUGCACAUCUGUGGUUAGAUGACCGGCAGGAGUUCCUUCAACAGUUUAUAACCUAUGGGCAUGCUUUAACCCCGGAAGAAAUUUACUUGGUGGAAGCAGGCAUUGAAGACCAUCCAAACUUACAGAAGAAUCCUCCAACUCUACCUAAAUUCAAAGAACAAAUCGAUCACUUUGAUCAGCAGUAUGCCACAAUAGAGAAAAUGGAUCCUACAGCAGUCUUUUCAGGAUGGUUUCAGGUUAAUUUACAGCCAUUUAAAGAAACACUUCUCAUUAAUGUAAGUGAAUGGAGCAAACUUCUCAAACAGCACCUGGAAAAUCAUGUUAUUAACAGCCUCCAAGAGCUUUCAGACUUUAUUGCGGAAGCUAAUAAAGUCUUAUUGACACCAGUGGAUUAUGAUGUGCUUCCUAAAAUCAUGAUCUACUUAAAUCAAGUGAAAGAGCGAAGUUUGACUACUGACCAAAUGUUUGAUCCUAUAAAGGAAACGAUAAAUCUGUUGAAGACAUAUGAUGUUGAAUUUUCAGAUGAAGUACACCAGCAACUGCAGAGUUUACCUGAAAUGUGGAAUAAUACUAUGAAAAUAGCAACUGUCACUAAGAUGCAAGCAACACCAUUCAUCAAUGCAGAAAGUGCCCUAAUAAGAGAAAAGCUGAAAGUUUUUGACUUGAAGCAGAUAAAGUAUCUUGAGUUCUUCAAAAAACUACCUCUAUACAAGUAUACUUGUCGGGAUGAAUACAACCUGAUGAAUACUACAAAUAAUGAACUUAAAAAUCUAGAGACCCAACUAGAGGAAAUAAAAUCGCAAGCUGAUUUAUUUGAAGUUAAUGUGCCAGAAUUCAAACAAAUUUCACUUUGUCGAAAGGAUCUUGCUAUGCUGAAGACUUUAUGGGAUUAUAUCAAUGUUGUGCGAUCAAACAUUGAUGACUGGAAAACAACUCGAUGGAAAGAAAUUGAUGUUGAGGCUAUGGAUCAAGAAUGUAAGAAGUUUGGGAAAAGCCUUCGUGGACUAGACAAAGAGAUGCGAGUGUGGGAUGCCUACAUUAGCCUGGAAGGUACGUUGAAGAACUUAUUAACAUCCUUGAGAGCUGUGACAGAACUACAAAAUCCAGCAAUUAGGGAACGUCAUUGGAAGCAGCUUAUGGAAGCAACGAAGGUCAAGUUCCAUAUGGAUGCUUCAACGACACUUGCUGACUUGUUGGCACUGAAUCUUCACAAAUAUGAGGAAGAGGUAAAGAAUAUAGUUGACAAAUCUGUCAAGGAAAUGUCAAUGGAAAAGGUACUCAAAGAAUUACAUGCAACAUGGUCAACAAUGGAAUUUGAGCGUGAAGUCCAUCCACGAACAGGCUGCACCUUACUUCGGGCCAGUGAAGAGCUUAUUGAAACACUGGAGGACAACCAGGUGCAGCUGCAAAAUCUAAUGGGUUCCAAGUACAUUGCUUAUUUCCUGGAAGAGGUGUCAGACUGGCGGACGAAACUUUCGAAUGCUGAUCAAGUUAUUUCAAUUUGGUUUGAGGUACAACGUACAUGGACCCACCUUGAAUCAAUAUUUAUAGGGUCAGAAGAUAUUCGUAAUCAGCUACCAGAAGACUCCCAGAGGUUUGAUAGAGUCGACAGAGAAUUCAGAGAUUUACUGUCAGAUGUGAGCAAGACUCCAAAUGUUGUUGUGGCUACAAACAGACAUGGUCUCUAUGAAAAAUUAGAGAAUCUGCAACAGAUGCUUGUAUUAUGUGAGAAGGCCCUAGCUCAGUACUUAGAAACCAAGCGUCUUGCUUACCCAAGAUUCUACUUUGUUUCGUCUGCUGACUUGCUGGAUAUUCUUUCAAAUGGAAAUCAGCCAGAGCUGGUCUGCAAACAUCUCUCCAAGUUGUAUGAUUCACUGGCUAAACUGAAAUUUACUCAGGAAGGAGGCAGAAACACAAAGAUGUCUCAUACAAUGGUGGCCAAAGAUGGAGAAGAAGUGAAACUGGAUGGUAUUUGUGAUUGUUCAGGAAAGGUUGAAAUAUGGCUAAAUCGUGUAACUGAUGCUAUGCGAAGAACAUGUCGUUAUUAUUUUGAAAAUGCUGUUUCUACAUACGAUGAGAAACCUCGAGAACAGUGGCUCUUUGACUACCCUGCUCAACCAGCAUUAUGCGGCACGCAGAUCUGGUGGGCUACUGAAGUUAACAUGGCAUUUGCUCACCUUGAAGAAGGCUUUGAGAAUGCUCUUAAAGACUACCAGAAGAAACAGAUAUCACAGCUGAGUGUACUUAUAACUUUGCUGCUUGGUGAUCUCACAAAAGGGGAUCGCCAAAAAAUUAUGACAAUUUGUACAAUUGAUGUUCAUUCCAGAGAUGUUGUUGCAAAGCUGAUUCAACAAAAAGUUGAAUCAGCAUCGGCAUUCCAAUGGCAAUCACAGCUCAGGCAUAGGUGGGAUCAGAAGUUUAAAGAUUGUUUCUGCAAUAUAUGUGAUGCACAAUUUAGAUAUGGCCAUGAGUAUCUCGGAAAUACACCUCGUUUAGUCAUCACGCCACUUACUGACCGUUGUUAUAUCACACUGACCCAGUCAUUGCAUUUGAUCAUGGGAGGAGCACCAGCUGGGCCUGCAGGUACAGGCAAAACAGAGACUACAAAAGACCUUGGCAGAGCAAUGGGUGUCAUGGUCUAUGUAUUCAACUGUUCAGAACAAAUGGAUUACAAGUCAUGUGGAAAUAUCUACAAGGGCUUGGCACAGACUGGUGCAUGGGGCUGUUUUGAUGAAUUCAAUCGCAUCUCUGUAGAAGUAUUGUCUGUGGUGUCUGUACAAGUGAAAUCUGUUCUGGAUGCUAUUAAGGGCAAGAAGACAACUUUCAACUUUAUGGGCGAAGUCAUAGCUUUAAUACCAACUGUAGGGAUGUUCAUUACUAUGAACCCAGGGUAUGCUGGAAGAACUGAGCUACCUGAAAACUUGAAAGCACUUUUCAGGCCAUGUGCAAUGGUGGUACCAGAUUUUGAACUGAUCUGUGAAAUUAUGUUAGUGGCAGAAGGUUUCCAAGAAGCACGUCUCUUGGCUCGUAAGUUCAUCACUCUUUACACUCUGUGCCGAGAGCUGUUGUCCAAACAAGACCACUAUGAUUGGGGACUCAGGGCAAUAAAAUCUGUGCUAGUAGUUGCUGGCUCUCUCAAGCGUAGUGACCGAGAGAGACCAGAAGAUCAAGUGUUAAUGAGGGCUUUGAGAGAUUUCAAUAUACCAAAGAUAGUUACUGAUGAUGUACCUGUCUUCAUGGGUCUCAUUGGGGAUCUGUUCCCUGCACUGGAUGUUCCUAGGAAACGAGAUCUAGAUUUUGAAAAAAUGGUGAAGCAAGCUGCUGUGGAUAAUAAGCUCCAGCCUGAAGAUAAUUUUAUUCUCAAGAUAGUACAGCUGCAGGAACUUCUAGAAGUAAGACACUCAGUCUUCAUAGUUGGGAAUGCUGGUACUGGCAAGACUAUGGUAUGGCGCACACUAUUCAGGACAUACCAAAAUAUGAAGAGGAAGCCGUUUUACAAUGACUUAAACCCAAAAGCUGUCACUAAUGAUGAGCUCUUUGGGAUAAUCAACCCUGCUACCAGAGAAUGGAAGGAUGGUUUGUUCUCAGUUAUCAUGCGUGAUCAAGCCAACUUAGCUGGUGAUGGUCCGAAGUGGAUCAUGCUUGAUGGAGACAUUGAUCCAAUGUGGAUUGAAUCUCUUAAUACUGUGAUGGAUGACAAUAAGGUCUUGACACUAGCUAGUAAUGAAAGAAUUGCCCUUACACCAAUGAUGCGCCUACUAUUCGAAAUUUCAAACUUGAGAACUGCUACUCCAGCUACCGUUUCUCGAGCAGGAAUACUUUACAUAAACCCGCAGGAUCUAGGCUGGGGUCCAUUUGUUGCAAGUUGGAUUGAUAAAAGGGAGACAGAGACAGAAAAGCGAAAUCUUACCACUUUGUUUGAAAAAUAUGUUCCACCUUGCCUGGAUGCAGUACGUUUAAAGUUUAAAAAAAUUACACCUAUUCCUGACAUAUCACACAUCCAGAUGUUAUGCCAUCUCCUUGAUUGUUUGCUCACACCAACAAAUCUGCCUCCAGAAUGUCCAAAUGAAUGGUAUGAAGUGUAUUUUGUAUUUGCAUGCAUUUGGGCAUUUGGAUCUGCAUUAUUUCAAGAUCAGCUGGUGGACCACAGAGUUGAAUUUACUAAAUGGUGGACAAAUGAAUUCAAAAGUAUCAAAUUACCUCCUCAAGGCACUGUUUUUAAUUACUUCAUAGAUAAUGAGACAAAAGCUUUCAUGCCAUGGACUGAAAAAGUCAAAAAGUUUGAACUUAACUAUGAUAUCCCAUUACAGUCAUUACUUGUGGAUACAAAUGAGACAUCACGCCUUCGGUUUUUCAUGGAUCUUCUAAUGGAGAAAGGCCUUCCAGUGAUGCUUGUUGGAACUGCUGGGUCAGGAAAGAGUGUUAUUGUGGCAGAAAAGCUGAGUGCAUUGCCAGAAGAUUACAUUGUUACAAAUGUACCAUUCAACUUUUAUACCACAUCUGAAAUGCUGCAAGCUGUGUUGGAGAAACCACUUGAGAAGAAAGCUGGACGCAAUUAUGGGCCUCCAGGCAGCAAACUCAUGGUGUAUUUUGUAGAUGAUAUGAAUAUGCCUGAAGUGGAUACCUAUGGCACUGUGCAACCUCACACAUUGAUUCGUCAGUACUUUGACUAUAGACACUGGUACGAUCGGAUCAAGCUUUCUCUGAAGGACAUUCACAACUGCCAGUUUGUUUCCUGCAUGAACCCAACAGCAGGCAGUUUCACUAUCAAUCCACGGCUUCAGCGCCACUUCAGUGUUUUUGCUGUGAGCACUCCCUCACCUGAGUCCCUAUUUCAUAUUUAUCAUUCUAUUCUUAGCCAACAUUUGGCUAAUCCUAUACUGAAGUUUAAUCCAGCCAUUCUGAAGAUAACUCAAGAGUUGGUGAAUGCUGCUCUUUUUCUCCAUGGCAAGAUGGGAGCCAUGUUUCUGCCAACAGCUGUGAAAUUCCAUUAUGUUUUCAACUUGCGGGAUCUGUCAAAUAUAUUCCAGGCUAUGCUGUUCAGUAUCGCUGAAUGUGUGCCCACUGCAAGAGAUCUUAUACGACUGUGGAUUCAUGAGGCUACACGAGUGUAUGGAGAUAAGCUGGUUGAUACAGCUGAUGCAGAAGUUUUCAGCAAGCUAGUAGCUACUGUAGUUAAAAAGGGAUUUCAGGAGAUAGAUGAAAACAUUUUCGACAAGCCACUAAUUUUUUGUCAUUUUGCUGAAGGUAUCGGUGAAAGUAAGUACUUGCCAAUUAACAACUGGGCUCAACUAAGCCGGUUGUUAGCAGAAGCUCUGGGACAGUACAAUGACCUAGUAGCUGCCAUGAAUCUGGUAAUGUUUGAAGAUGCUAUGCAACAUGUUUGCCGUAUAAACAGAAUUCUGGAAGCUCCGCGAGGAAAUGCACUGUUAGUAGGUGUUGGAGGCAGUGGAAAGCAAUCCCUCUCUCGUCUGUCUGCAUUCAUUUCAUCACUUGAGGUGUUUCAGAUUCAACUACGGAAAGGCUAUUCAAUGAAUGAUAUGAAAUUAGAUCUUGCAGCCCUCUAUUUGAAAGCUGGACUUAAGAAUGUAGGAAUUAUGUUUCUGAUGACUGAUUCCCAAGUUGCAGAGGAAAAAUUUCUUGUCCUUGUCAAUGACAUGCUGGCAUCAGGUGAAAUACCAGGUCUGUUUGCAGAUGAUGAAAUUGAAAAUAUUAUAGGCGCUAUGAGAAAUGAAGUAAAAGCAGCAGGAUUGCCUGAAACAAAAGAGGUUUGCUGGAAAUUUUACAUUGACAGAGUACGAAGGUUGUUAAAAGUAGUUCUCUGCUUUUCACCAGUUGGUUCUACAUUAAGAGUAAGAGCUAGAAAAUUCCCUGCAGUGGUAAACUGUACAUCUAUAAAUUGGUUUCAGGAAUGGCCACAAGAAGCUCUGGAGUCCGUAUCUGAACGUUUCUUGCUAGAGGUAGAGGUGCUUCCAGAGGAGGUUCGUAGAUCUGUAUCUCUCUUUAUGGCUUAUGUUCAUACUGUUGUUAAUGAAAUGUCACAAGUAUACUUAAAUAAUGAAAAACGAUACAAUUACACGACACCAAAGACAUUUCUUGAGCAGAUCAAUCUGUAUUCUAAGUUACUGAAUGAGAAAACAGAUGAACUCCAAAGCCGUAUUAUAAGAUUGACAAAUGGUUUGGAGAAAUUAGCAAGUACUGCUCAGCAGGUGGAUGGACUAAAAGAGACUCUUGCAGUACAAGAAGUGGAAGUAAAAGAAAAGAAUGAUGCUGCUGACAAACUAAUUCAGGUGGUUUCCACAGAGACAGAGAAAGUUUCUAAAGAAAAAGUAAUAGCAGCUGAAGAGGAAAGAAAUGUGCGGAUAAUUGAAGCUGAAGUUAGUGCCAAGCAGAAAGUAUGUGAAGAAGAAUUACUGAAAGCAGAACCUGCACUUCUUGCUGCACAAGAGGCUCUUAAUACAUUGAAUAAAAAUAAUUUAACUGAACUGAAGUCUUUUGGUGCACCUCCUCCUGCAGUAGUGAAUGUGACUGCUGCUGUUAUGGUGCUGUUUGCUCCAAAAGGCAAAAUACCAAAAGACCGUAGCUGGAAAGCGUGUAAAGUUAUGAUGGCCAAAGUUGAUGAGUUCCUCAACAACCUGAUAUAUUAUGAUAAAGAGCACAUCCAUCCAGAAGUUAUAAAGGCUAUACAGCCUUAUUUGAAAGACCCUGAGUUUGUACCUGAAAACAUUCUUAGUAAAUCACAGGCAGCUGCAGGACUGUGUGCAUGGGUUAUAAACAUAAUGAAAUUUUAUGAUGUGUAUGUUGUAGUAGAACCAAAGCGACGUGCACUAAUACAAGCAAACAAUGAACUUCAAGCUGCCAAAGAUCGACUAAGUUCCCUUCAGGAGAAGCUGAAGAGUUUGGAAGACCAGUUGGCAACAUUAACUAGUGAAUUUGAGGCAGCUCUUGCUGCAAAACAGAAAUGCCAACAAGAAGCUGAUGCCACAGCUUUAACAAUAGACCUUGCAAAUCGCCUAGUCAAUGGUCUAGCAUCAGAAAACGUCCGCUGGAGAGACAGUGUAGAUAAUUUGAAAGAAGCUGCUUCUAUGUUGCCUGGAGAUGUCCUGAUGGUGACUGCAUUUAUAUCUUAUGUUGGCUGCUUUACUCGUCAAUAUCGAAUUGACCUGCAAGAGAAGUACUGGGCACCCUUCAUUGCACAACUAGAUCCAGCAAUACCACUCACAGAGGGUAUGGAUCCAUUAAGCUUACUGACAGAUGAUGCUCAAAUUGCAGCUUGGAACAAUGAAGGCCUUCCAAGUGAUCGCAUGUCUGCAGAAAAUGCGACUAUUCUAACUAACUCCACCCGCUGGCCAUUGAUGAUUGAUCCACAACUUCAGGGUAUCAAGUGGAUAAAAACAAAGUAUGGUGAGGAACUAAAAGUUGUACGUUUAGGUCAAAAAACUUGUAUGGAUGUUAUUGAAACUUCUAUAGCAGAGGGAUAUACUGUUUUACUAGAGAAUAUUGGAGAAUCUGUUGAUGCUGUAUUAGAACCACUACUUGGGCGUAACCUGAUAAAGAAAGGUAAAGCAAUAAAAAUGGGUGACAAGGAAGUGGACUAUAAUCCUCGGUUUCGACUUAUUUUGCAGACAAAAUUGGCAAAUCCACAUUAUAAGCCAGAAAUGCAGGCACAGACAACAUUAAUUAAUUUCACAGUGACAAGAGAUGGAUUAGAGGAACAGAUUUUAGCAGAAGUGGUCAAAGCUGAAAGACCAGAUCUUGAAAGUCUGAAGUCAGAGCUCACAAAACAACAAAAUGAUUUCAAAAUCACCCUGAAAAUGCUUGAAGAUGAUUUGCUGCAGCGUUUGGCAUCAGCAGGGGAUGAUAUUUUGAGCGAUACAACUUUAGUCACAAAUCUAGAAACUACUAAGAGAACAGCAGCAGAAAUUGAAGUUAAAGUAGCUGAAGCAAAAGUCACUUCUGUUCAAAUAGAUGAAGCAAGAGAACAGUACCGUCCUGCUGCCACAAGGGCAUCACUUUUGUAUUUUAUAUUAAAUGAUCUGCACAAAAUCAAUCCUAUGUAUCAGUUUUCACUUAAAGCUUUCAGUGUGGUAUUUCAAAAUGCAAUUGCACAAGCACAACCAGCUGAAGCUUUAUCAGAGAGAGUUUUGCAUCUGAUUGACAGUAUAACAUUUUGUGUUUUUAUGUAUACCAGUCGUGGGCUCUUUGAAUGUGACAAAUUGAUUUUUAUGGCACAAAUGGCAAUACAGAUACUUCUUACAAGCAAUGAAAUACAUCCUGCAGAACUCGAUUUUCUGUUACGAUUUCCUGCAAAUCCAAAUGUGGUGAGCCCUGUGGAUUUUCUCACGAAUAUGGGUUGGGGAGGUAUUAAAACACUGACAAACAUGGAUCAGUUCAAAAAUCUUGAUAGAGACAUAGAAGGUGCUGCCAAGAGGUGGAAGAAAUAUGUGGAAGCAGAAACACCUGAAAGGGAAAAAUUGCCACAAGAAUGGAAAAAUAAAUCAGCCUUACAAAGACUUUGUAUAAUGAGGUCUCUAAGACCAGACAGAAUGACAUAUGCAAUGAGGACAUUCAUUGAAGAGAAACUAGGGAACAAGUACACAGAAGCCCGUAAUGUUGAAUUCGCAAAAUCAUUCCAGGAGACAACAUCCACAACACCGGUUUUCUUCAUACUGUCUCCUGGUGUAGAUCCACUAAAAGAUGUUGAGAAGCUAGGGAAAAAAUUAGGUUUCACAUUUGACAAAAGAAAUUUUCAUAAUGUGUCCCUAGGUCAGGGUCAAGAAGUUGUUGCAGAAGAAGCUAUGGAAAUUGCAUCACAGAAAGGUCACUGGGUAAUCCUUCAGAAUAUACAUCUGGUAAAGAACUGGCUUCCAUCACUGGAGAAAAAGAUGGAACAAUGCAGUGAAUCAGCACACACAGCUUUCAGGCUCUUUAUGAGUGCUGAACCAGCAGGUGAUCCAUCAGCUCAUAUCAUUCCACAAGGGAUUUUAGAAUCAUCAAUAAAAAUUACCAAUGAACCACCGACAGGAAUGCUUGCAAAUCUCCAUAAAGCACUGGACAACUUUACUCAAGAAACAUUGGAAAUGUGUUCCAAAGAGACUGAAUUUAAGGCAAUCCUUUUUUCACUUUGUUACUUUCAUGCUGUAAUAGCUGAAAGAAGGAAAUUUGGACCUCAAGGAUGGAACAGAGUGUAUCCUUUCAAUGUUGGUGACUUAACAAUAAGUGUGAAUGUACUAUACAACUACUUAGAAAAUAGUACAAAGGUCCCAUGGGAAGACUUGCGCUAUCUGUUUGGUGAAAUUAUGUAUGGAGGACACAUCACAGAUGACUGGGACCGCCAUUUGUGUCGAACAUAUCUCAAUGAAUAUAUGAAGCCUGAACUGCUGGAUGGAGACUUGUUUCUUGCACCGGGAUUCAAAGCACCACCAAAUCUUGACUAUCAGGGUUAUCACAACUACAUUGAUAAGUAUUUGCCAUCUGAAUCUCCAUAUCUAUAUGGUCUGCAUCCAAAUGCUGAAAUUGGGUUUUUGACAACCACUUCAGAAAACCUUUUCCGCACUCUACUGGAAAUGCAACCUAGAGAUGCUGGGGCUUCAGGUGCUACAACCAUGUCACGUGAAGAUAAGGUGAAGUCGGUUCUAGAAGAUAUAUAUGAUAAAUUACCAGAACCAUUUAACAUUAUUGAACUGAUGGCUAAAGUUGAAGACAGGACACCAUAUGUAAUUGUUGCAAUUCAAGAGUGUGAGCGAAUGAAUGCACUAACAUCAGAGAUGAGGCGUUCAUUAAGGGAGCUGAAUUUAGGUCUGAAGGGUGAGCUGACAAUAACGAGUGACAUGGAAGACUUGGAAGCAGCACUCUUCAUGGAUACUGUACCAGCCUCAUGGACAAAACGAGCAUAUCCAUCCAUGCUUACUCUUGGGCCUUGGUUUGUAGACUUUCUACUUCGCCUUAGAGAACUUGAGGAAUGGUCUUCUGACUUCCAGCUUCCUUCAGCAGUCUGGCUGGCAGGAUUCUUCAACCCACAGUCUUUCCUCACAGCAAUUAUGCAAUCCACUGCACGUAAAAAUGAAUGGCCACUGGAUAAAAUGUGCCUCCACACUGAUGUCACAAAGAAGCAGAAAGAAGAGUUCAGGUCACCACCUAGAGAGGGCGCUUAUGUGCAUGGACUAUACAUGGAAGGUGCACGAUGGGACACAGAUGUUGGAGGAAUUGUUGAAUCUCGACUCAAGGAGCUUUUCCCUGUAAUGCCUGUUGUCUAUAUAAAAGCCAUUACACAAGACAAGCUAGAUCUGCGCAAUAUGUAUGAAUGUCCUGUAUACAAAACCCGAAUGCGUGGACCCACAUAUGUGUGGACAUUCAACCUACGUACACGAGCAAAGCCUGCCAAGUGGACACUUGCUGGUGUUGCAAUUCUAUUGCAGAUUUGAAAUUUGCUUUCUAUAUUUUGUACUUUUUGUAUGAAUUGUAUAUAGCAACAUUAAUAAAUACAUUUUUACUUUCUUGAU
This is a messenger RNA of Schistocerca gregaria, 11902 nucleotides long. RefSeq names its product dynein beta chain, ciliary-like. Gene Ontology annotation, cellular component: dynein complex. Gene Ontology annotation, molecular function: dynein intermediate chain binding; ATP binding; minus-end-directed microtubule motor activity. The record is from RefSeq and is a predicted model, not a curated record. Lineage: Eukaryota; Metazoa; Arthropoda; Insecta; Orthoptera; Acrididae. The coding region runs from base 53 to 11824 and encodes 3923 amino acids. The transcript is spliced from 37 exons. Gene Ontology annotation, biological process: microtubule-based movement.